AUGACGAACGAAGACGAACAGAAACGUGAAUUUUCUGAAGACUUUCAAACAAUUAUGGCCGUGGCUAAAGAAGUACAACCCAGAGUGAACGUUGAGACUGAGGUAAGCCGCGUUUACGAAAAUCACGGCUUCGCAAGAGAAUUCGAUUUCAAAGCGAAGUACUCGGAAAGGAAAGCGGCACGUUUUUCUCAUGAAUUAUCAAAGCCAUCCUACGCUGGUAUUAAUAGGUUCUUCUGCAGGUCCAAAGAGGAUCAGUUUUGGAACGAAUUGCAUGCUGAUGUAUCCGGAGUUCUUGAACAAGUGCGAGUGUACUCGUCUCACAUCCCACAACAGGCAAUCACGCAGACCGAAGAUUAUUUAAGACAGUAUAAACAUCAUAAAACGGAUUCAAUGCGUACACGGGCUCAUCAACACGUAUAUGCCAUGCUCGUCGAACAUUUGACUCCUAAGCAGAAAAAAUGGGAAACGAACAAUAAUAUUCCAGCUCAAUUAAGUAUCGCUCGUAAUAACCUCUAG
Molecule: messenger RNA, 516 nt
Organism: Didymodactylos carnosus
Lineage: Eukaryota; Metazoa; Rotifera; Eurotatoria; Philodinida; Philodinidae
Source: the annotation of a GenBank genome assembly